Messenger RNA from Heterobasidion irregulare TC 32-1, 924 nucleotides. RefSeq lists its product as uncharacterized. The transcript is spliced from 3 exons. Gene Ontology annotation, molecular function: oxidoreductase activity. The record is from RefSeq and is a predicted model, not a curated record. Bases 1 to 924 code for a protein of 307 amino acids. Lineage: Eukaryota; Fungi; Basidiomycota; Agaricomycetes; Russulales; Bondarzewiaceae.
AUGUCUCCUUGUGUCUGGCUCAUCACUGGCGCUAACUCAGGCUUGGGUCUCGCCCUAGCUGAGCAUGUCCUCUCGCGCGGCGACAAGGUCAUAGCAACUGCGCGAAACAUUGCGAAACUUCCGGCUUCUCUUGACACUGCAUCACCCCUGCAGCUCGAUCUCAACUCUUCCCCAGCCGAAAUCAAAGCGGUCGGGCUUAAAGCAUUAGAAAUUCACGGUCAUGUUGACGUUCUAGUCAACAUGGCUGGGUAUGGCCUCGAAAGUCCAGUUGAAGAGCUCGACCCGACCGAACUCAUCGCACAGUUCCAGACCAACUUUUUCAGCGCUAUAUACCUCAUACAAGCCUUGCUUCCGUCCUUCCGCUUCCGCAAGUCGGGCACCAUCCUAAACGUCUCCUCCAUCGGCUCAAUUGAUGCCGCUGCUGGGCUUUCAGCGUACACCGCGUCCAAGGCCGCGCUUGACGCGAUGUCGGAGGCGCUUGCACUAGAGCUCGCGCCAUGGGGCAUCCGCGUCUUUAUCGUUCAGCCUGGAUUCUUCUACACGAACUGGUUCGCCACUGCGGCUUCCAUAGGAGAAGCAAGCCGCCGUGCGCCGGAAGAGUCCGGGAAGACGGGCGUGUACACCGACCUCUAUGGAUUGUCGUCGCGCAUCUUGCCGUACAAUCUGGGCAUCCGGCGAGUAGGGGACACGCAAAAGGCGGCGCAGAGGAUGUUCGAUGUGGCUACGGGGACGGGACUUGCGGAGGGCUUGGAAAUGAAGGAAGGCUGGCUCCGCGUGUUAUUGGGCAGGGACUCUGGCGAGCGGUUCUUGAGCAGGGUGCAGACGUGGAAGGAAAAUGUGGAGGCCACCGAGAAGAUAUGGAGUUCGACAGAAAUAGAUCCUGCCAAGCUCGAAGAGAUGAGGAGAGAGGCUGGGCUCGAUUGA